AUGGAUCUCCAAGUUAGAGGUAGAGGACGUGGGAGAAUAACUAGGCAACACCCCGAGGGUAGUGGUGAUAGGGAACCUGAGGUCAACCCAGACCAUGGUCAGGGAAACGUGGCCGGAGAUCCAGUGGCCACCGCAAUCAAUAGAAUAACUGAUGUGUUAGAGCGCAUGACUGAGCACCAAGCUCAUGGAGUAGUGCAUCAGCAAGGAGGCCCAAUCGAUUCUGAGGAUCGGGCAUUAGAGAGAUUCCUGAAGUUUGGACCUCCUAAGUUCUACGGAGGCCCAGAACCUGAGGUAGCCGAAGGUUGGUGGGAAAGGAUCUCUGAUAUUUUCGCCGCUUUAAAUUAUACGGAAGAAAGGCAAGUGACUUUUGCGGCAUUCCAGCUUGAGGGAGUUGCUCGUUCCUGGUGGAACUUGAUUAGGGUCAAUUGGGACUGGAAUCAUACUCCUAGGACCUGGGCGAACUUCACAAGGGAAUUCAACGCCAAAUUUCUUCCUCCUCUCAUCCAAGAGAAAAGAGAGGAUGAUUUCAUCAAGUGUAGGCAGGGGGCGAUGAGUGUCGGCGAAUAUGAGAUUCAAUUCACGAAAUUGUCCCGUUAUGCUCCCGAAUUGGUAGCUACGGAGCAAAGGCGUGUAAGGAGGUUUGUACAGGGACUGAACGUGGAAAUUCAGGAGGGAUUAGCUGCUGUUCGAAUAGACACAUUUACUGAAGCUGUAGAGAGAGCUCAAAGGGUUGAAGUUGCCAGAGCUCAAGUAAAAACUUUCCAGGCCAAGAAAAGAUUUGCACCUAGCAGCAGUCGGGAGCCGAUUUAUGCAAAUGCUCCACCGGCCAAAGUGGGUCGAGGAACGGGUGGAAUAAAUAGUCACGGAGCACCACGGGGCGCUCUAGUGAGAGGAGCUAGUGUCAGAGGUGCCGGAGAAAGAGACAAUGGAGCUAACGGAGGACCAAAUGGAAGAGGUCAACCUAGGAACGCCUCGCAAGGAGGUCGUGUGACCACUUCUCAGGUAACUUGUGGGUAUUGCAGGAGGGCUGGUCAUAUUGAGAAGGAAUGCUGGAAAAAGGGAGGAAAGUGCUUGAGGUGUGAUAGCAGCGAGCACCAAAUUGCCGGUUGCCCAAAAAUGCAAGAAGAGGCAGAGAGAAACCGUGAGCAGGUUCCCCACCAUUCUGCACCUCCAUUUUCACCAGCUGCAACCAGUUCCCAGCUGUAG
This is a messenger RNA of Coffea eugenioides, 1206 nucleotides long. RefSeq lists its product as uncharacterized. NCBI's taxonomy places the organism in Eukaryota, Viridiplantae, Streptophyta, Magnoliopsida, Gentianales, Rubiaceae. The coding region runs from base 1 to 1206 and encodes 401 amino acids. The record is from RefSeq and is a predicted model, not a curated record. Gene Ontology annotation, molecular function: zinc ion binding; nucleic acid binding. The transcript has 2 exons.